Naegleria fowleri is the source of this 696-nucleotide messenger RNA. RefSeq lists its product as uncharacterized. Gene Ontology annotation, molecular function: metalloendopeptidase activity. The record is from RefSeq and is a predicted model, not a curated record. The transcript has a single exon. The coding region runs from base 1 to 696 and encodes 231 amino acids. NCBI's taxonomy places the organism in Eukaryota, Heterolobosea, Eutetramitea, Acrasida, Naegleriidae. Gene Ontology annotation, biological process: mitochondrial protein processing; mitochondrial proton-transporting ATP synthase complex assembly. Gene Ontology annotation, cellular component: extrinsic component of mitochondrial inner membrane.
AUGUCUGAAUCCGCUUCUUCGUCGUCAUCAUCGUCUUCGGGCAACACCACAAAAGAUGCACUCAUGCAAUCGCAUCGGAACUGUGUUGCAUUUGUUAAAAAACAAUUGGAAGACCCUCUGAUCACAUACGUGUUGGGAGAAAUUGAACGAAUUGGCUGUCCACUUCCGAACCCUUUUUUCAGAUGCGAAAGAUGUUUACAUAGUUCAACAGACAAACCUAAAUUCACUGCUGCCUAUGUUCUUGGAUCGUUUGAUAAUCAUUCAUUUGAAAAAAGCCAACACAAUGACGAAGAGGAUGUCAUCUCGACCGAAAAUUAUUUUGGUAAACCAGGAAUAUUACUUUGUGAAGAUGUGAUGGAUAGAUAUUCCAAAGCGGAUGACAAGACUGUCAUUCUUCAUGAACUCAUACAUGCCUUUGAUGAUUGCCGAGCGAUGGUGAAUUGGAAAAGUUGUGAGCAAAUGGCUUGUGCUGAAAUUAGAGCUUCUUCAUUGAGUGGUGAAUGUGGAUUUCUCUAUGAAACAAAACGAGGCAACGUUGGUAGUUUGAGAGGACAAUUUAUGAAUUGUGUCAAACGAAGAGCGACUCUCUCUCUCAAUCACAGCUCUGUAUGUCAUGGAGAAAACAAUUCCAAAACGGUGGAGCAAGUGUUUCAGAAAUGUUUCAACGACACGGAACCUUUCAUUAAGAGAAUUUAA